AUGUACAACAGCACACCACAUUCUGUUACGGGAAGAACCCCAUCAGAACUUUUCUUCAAAAGGAAGUUUAGAGAUAAAUUACCUAUGGUAAACGAUACAAUGGAGAGGACAGCACAAGACACAGAGGUUAAGGAUAGAGAUCAAGAAAGAAAGCAAAUAGGAAAAGAAAAGGGAGACAUGAAACGGAAGGCUGAAGAGUGUGAUUUAAUACCAGGAGACAAAGUGUAUAUAAAAAAUGUGAAUAAAGAAAAUAAAUUAAGCUUAGACUACAAUCCAGAAACACACACAGUGGAAAACACGAAAGGAGGAGAUAUCACGGAUAAACCAGAAAUCUGGGACAAAGCUGCCGAGGAUUACAAAAAUCGCAACAAAAAAACAGAAGCGUGGAGAAGUAUUUGUGCCCAGUUGAAGGAAAAUUUUGAAAAUUUGAGUGACGGGGAAAGAAAAGAAUUUGGUCAACUAGUUCUUAAAAGGUGGAAUAAUAUCAGAGACCAGUGGCUUAAAUGGAGGAAUCGAGACAAAAACUCGAAAAAAUCAGGAGCAGCUGCAUCAAAACUGCGAAAGUAUUUGUAUCACGAACAACUAAAUUUUCUAGAGCAAGGCUUAUAUCACCGGUCAACUGAUGCAAGCAUGGUCUAUGAGCACUCAGAUGAAGCAGAAAGUCAGCAGCAAACUGAAGAGCUCCAGUCAGCAGAAGAUCAAGGGACGGCGACUCCGGAUGCAACUAAGCAGACUUCGCAAACUCCAACUGCAAAAAUCCCUUCCGUGAAGACCACAUCUGUGCAACAGUCAACGAGGAAGAGGAAGCGAACCCUCGACGAAUUUGAGCUAAGGAUGCUUAAAUCGUUGUUGAAAAAGCACAAAGAAUGCUCCUUCCAGAUAUAUAAAGAUCUAAUUGUAAAUGAAACGAAUUUAUAUGCAGAGGCGGUAUUUCUUACUGAGAAAAUUUCUGAAAAUUCGAGAAUUACCAAAUGGAAACCAAUAACAUCUAUGGAAAUGCUUACAUUUAUUGGGUUAAUAUUGCAUACUGGAACGAUAAAAGUAAAUCGCAUGCAAGAUUAUUGGAAGACGCACCCUUUGUUUAAUCUAAAGUGUUUUUCUGAGCAUAUGAGCCGUGAUGGGUUUCUUGUGCCUACAUUUUGCCAAAAACGAACCUGCACAGUCAUCCGCAGAUCGACUUUACAAAAUUAG
Acanthoscelides obtectus is the source of this 1191-nucleotide messenger RNA. The record is from the annotation of a GenBank genome assembly. NCBI's taxonomy places the organism in Eukaryota, Metazoa, Arthropoda, Insecta, Coleoptera, Chrysomelidae.